This is a messenger RNA of Zingiber officinale, 429 nucleotides long. RefSeq names its product chaperone protein dnaJ 11, chloroplastic-like. The coding region runs from base 1 to 429 and encodes 142 amino acids. The transcript has a single exon. Lineage: Eukaryota; Viridiplantae; Streptophyta; Magnoliopsida; Zingiberales; Zingiberaceae. The record is from RefSeq and is a predicted model, not a curated record.
AUGUCGUCUGUAAUGCCCACAUUCGCCGGGUCAUCUUCCCUUUCUGCACAGCCUGCGGUUUCCACACGACCGCGGGCGAUGGCGGCGGUGGCUAUGGCGGUCGGGAGUGGCAGAGCGGCGCCGAAGAGCCUGUACCAGGUGCUGCAGGUGGCGGAGACGGCGACGACGCGGGAGAUCAAGGUGGCGUAUCGGUCCAUGGCCAAGCGGCUCCACCCUGACGCGUUGCCGCAGGGAGGCGGCAGCGGGGCGGCGGACUUCAUCGAGAUCCGCCGCGCGUACGAGAUGCUGGCGGACCCGGCGGCCCGGGCGCGCUACGACUGGUCCCUGUCCCAGAAGCGGUGGAAAUUGCCGCCCGGCAGACUCGGUCGGUCGGACUCCGACCGGCUCAGUCCCCGGUUCGGAAGGUGGGAGACGGAUCAGUGCUGGUAG